Messenger RNA from Nestor notabilis (Kea), 1623 nucleotides. It is a transcript of the gene CCT7, whose product is annotated as chaperonin containing TCP1, subunit 7 (eta). Gene Ontology annotation, cellular component: chaperonin-containing T-complex. The transcript has 11 exons. The coding region runs from base 121 to 1623 and encodes 500 amino acids. Lineage: Eukaryota; Metazoa; Chordata; Aves; Psittaciformes; Psittacidae. Gene Ontology annotation, molecular function: ATP-dependent protein folding chaperone; ATP binding; ATP hydrolysis activity. Gene Ontology annotation, biological process: protein folding. The record is from RefSeq and is a predicted model, not a curated record.
CCAGUUAUCCUGCUGCAGGAGGGCACGGACACCUCGCAGGGCAUCCCGCAGCUCGUCAGUAACAUCAAUGCCUGCCAGGUUAUCGCCGAGGCCGUGCGCACCACGCUGGGACCUCGCGGCAUGGACAAACUCAUCGUGGAUGACCGGGGCAAAGCCACCAUCUCAAACGAUGGGGCCACCAUCCUGAAGCUCCUUGAUGUUGUCCAUCCGGCUGCGAAGACGUUGGUGGACAUCGCUAAAUCUCAGGAUGCUGAGGUGGGUGAUGGGACCACGUCUGUGACUCUUCUCGCGGCUGAGUUCCUGAAGCAAGUGAAGCCCUACGCAGAGGAAGGUCUCCAUCCUCAGAUCAUCAUCCGUGCCUUCCGCACAGCCACGCAGCUGGCUGUAAACAAGAUCAAAGACAUUGCAGUUUCAGUGAAGAAGGAAGAUAAAGAAGAGCAGAGAAGCCUCCUGGAGAAGUGUGCAGCCACAGCCCUGAGCUCUAAGCUCAUCUCCCAGAGCAAGGAGGUUUUCUCCAAGAUGGUUGUAGAUGCUGUCAUGAUGUUGGAUGACUUGUUACAACUCAAAAUGAUUGGAAUAAAGAAGGUGCAAGGAGGUGCUUUGGAAGACUCUCAGCUAGUGGCUGGAGUGGCCUUUAAGAAGACAUUCUGCUACGCUGGCUUUGAAAUGCAGCCCAAGAAGUACCAGUGUCCCAAAAUUGCCUUGUUGAACGUGGAGCUGGAGCUCAAAGCUGAGAAGGACAAUGCUGAAAUCAGAGUGAACACUGUGGAGGACUACCAGGCCAUCGUGGAUGCUGAGUGGAACAUCUUGUAUGACAAACUAGACAAAAUCCACAAGUCGGGAGCCAAAGUUGUCCUGUCCAAGCUUCCCAUCGGAGAUGUGGCCACUCAGUACUUUGCAGACAGGGACAUGUUCUGUGCUGGCCGUGUCCCAGAAGAAGACCUCAAGCGAACAAUGAUGGCCUGUGGUGGUUCCAUUCAGACAAGUGUCAAUGCGCUGUCAGAUGAUGUCCUGGGUCGAUGUGAUCUCUUUGAGGAGACUCAGAUUGGAGGAGAGAGAUACAACAUCUUCACAGGCUGCCCCAAGGCAAAGACCUGCACAAUAAUCCUGCGGGGGGGAGCGGAGCAGUUCAUGGAGGAGACAGAACGAUCCCUGCACGAUGCCAUCAUGAUAGUCAGGAGAGCCAUCAAGAACGACUCGGUUGUUGCUGGUGGUGGUGCCAUAGAGAUGGAGCUUUCCAAAUACCUCCGGGACUAUUCCAGGACCAUUCCAGGCAAGCAGCAGCUGCUCAUAGGUGCUUAUGCUAAAGCCCUGGAGAUCAUUCCUCGCCAGCUCUGUGACAAUGCUGGCUUUGAUGCCACCAACAUCCUCAACAAGCUCCGAGCCAAACAUGCACAGGGGGGCACGUGGUACGGUGUGGACGUGAACAACGAGGACAUUGCUGACAACUUCGAGGCGUGCGUAUGGGAACCGGCCAUCGUGCGCAUCAACGCGCUGACGGCCGCCUCCGAGGCCGCCUGUCUCAUCAUCUCCGUGGAUGAAACCAUCAAGAACCCCCGUUCCACUGUGGAUGCUGCUCCCACUGCCCGGGGCAGGGGUCGAGGCCGAGCCCCCAACCACUGA